AUGUCCGGGUUUCACCGCUUGUAUCUUCCAGGCCUCGCAAGAUUCUCGCAAGGCGUCGACGACGUCCGUCCUCUCAGUCUCGCACUGAUCGUCUUUUUCUUCUGCAACAGUGCUUUCCUCACACUCGAUCGCACACGAUCGUUUGCACCUCGCAACGAUGUUCUUCAGAUGCCUGCGUCUGUCAACGUCAAACAGAAAAAGGUUUCGCACUUUUACCUUGAAGGGGGCAUCGGUGGUCUCGCGAUAGGAUAUGUCUUCGGCCUUCACCUUUCAACCUUUCUCUCUUUGCUCAUUCCAAACGACACCUCGUCGCCGUCCCUUACGUCCAAGUCUUUCCUCGCGGUUUGGCUCCUUUCCUCCCUUCCUAUCGCCAUCUUCGGAGGCCGAUUCAGCAUCCUUUCUCUUGCCCUGGGAGGAAUCACUGGGGGUACAUCCCUCGCACUUGCCUUAAGCAUCACGCUCCACCCGUCCCUUCUUACUCGUCGCAUUUUAUUCGCGCUUCUUCUACCUGUCUUAUUUGUACUCACGAUCCUUCCCUUCGAUCGCACACGACAUGCUUCUCUCCGUCUUGCUGCGAGUGCCUCCGGUGCAUUCGGUAUCAUCAUGUCUAUCGCCCUUCUCGCGCAGGUUCCUGCCUGGGGAAACACCUGGGAACGCCUCUGGAUUAGUGAUGGCAAUAGUUGGGGCACAAGCGCAGAGCAUGGGCUGAGCGCUGGAUUCUGGCUGAUACUGACCUUAGGCUGCCUGGCUGAUUGGACAUUGAGGCGAAUCUAUGGAGCAAACCCGGACCAGAAAUGGGACGCGUACCUAGCGGACUAUACCACUGCUCUCCCAAACGCCUCUGAUCGCUCUGGGACCUUCCAACCGCUCUCCUCCUUCUGGGACCGUCUUUUCAGACCCUCCCAUCGCUCGUCCCCAUCGUCUUCGCUGCUCUUCUCCACUCCAGGUGAUGACUCCAAGCACUUUCAACCGUCGUUGCCAAAUUCUCGCGUGCCCACCAUGGUUCAUCAACGUGGUUUCGCCCUCGAGAAAGCCUCAGUCGAAUCUUCUUUAACGUAUAGCCAGCGACCUGGUGUUCUGAGAAAGCACUCUCAUUGGCCUCUCGCGCGCAUCAUGGCGCCUGCAAACACAGAGAGUACUACACAACGCAAGCGUGAAGCAGUAAAAUUCCGUCCUAUCACCAGGACCACGUCAGACUUGGAUUCAGAUUCCGACAACGACGCUAGCACGAAAAUCGACGACGCUCUCUCUGCCUCCCCUCCAAAACGUCGCCUAUCCACUCAUUCGAGCAUGUCCAAAACGCUCACCGAUGCUUCAACAUCCCAUACAUUUGACAGACACGAAGACAAGGCUCUUUCGUCAGAGGACGUUGCAUCGCCGAGCUACAUCAAGAACAAUGGUAGGCUUGAUUAUUUCGAUGACGAGGAAGACGUGACUGUGUCUGCCGCGAAGCGUUCGCGCGACACUCCAGGCUGGAGCCCGCCAUUCCUCAUGCGCGCCGGUUCCACGAAGGGACAAGAUACACCACCCGGAGCAGUCCCAAUGACACCUUCGCUUAUACAUGCUCUUGAUCGCAUUGCAGUAGCUCAACAGAAUGUGUUCAAGCCUCAAGGCAUGCCGAUUUCAAGCUCUAGGGUUUCUCCGACUCGCGCAAAGGAAACGGCAAUAGUACAAGACAACCAGUGGGAUUCUUUUUGGCAAGAUGUGAGGCAGAAGGCAGGUGACAGCAUGCAGCAUAAAUAGGUGACGGGGGCUUAGGCUGUCGAUCAUCGAGAUCUCGAGGUUCCGUGCUUUGUACGACCUUUCAUGUUAUAACGACCUUACACGACUUUCACGAGCGUUGCGUAUUUGGGGGAGCUGUUUAUUUAUCUGCUUUUUAUAACUAUUAGUAUGGUAUGCAUCAGUCAGUCGGUAUUAGCUGUGAACAUGUGAAGUCCCAUCCUGAAUAAGUAUUUCUCUGGGACACUAGAGGGAAGUGAUUCAGCCCUGAAAGAUCUGAAACCUUUGGACCAUCAUCAUCGUCUUGGCAGGUGAUGUUAACACGCAAUCAGUCCGCAUCGCAUCAGAUUUGUCCUGUUUCACUGUGAUAACUGUAAGCCGGUCCACUCACUAGCAUCAAUAUGGCCGCAUUCCAUGAAGCAUUGAGUAUCCCCUUGACCAUAUGUGCUUCGAGAUACAGCGUCUAAGGAAAACGUACCAGACACAAACUCUUGCUUGUAUGUGCCGUUUCAUAAAAUGCUACGACGAAGGAAUACGACCGCUUGAGGAUGGUCAGAGAUAUUCGGAAGGGAAAGCGUACGUUAACAAAUGUGAAGCAUAUCCAUCCUUAGGCUCUAUCCAGCUGCAGCAUGCACGUCAUUUGCAUGUGUCUAUCCGUUGGCACUGUCACAAUACAAUGAAAUCGCAGAAACGUACAUUGAUCCCUGAACGAGCGUUGUGGUAUCCUUCAGCUCGUCCACCGUCUUCCGCACGGCAGCAAUGCGCAACCGGCCCUCACAGGUUGAAUCAUUCC
This is a messenger RNA of Heterobasidion irregulare TC 32-1, 2512 nucleotides long. RefSeq lists its product as uncharacterized. NCBI's taxonomy places the organism in Eukaryota, Fungi, Basidiomycota, Agaricomycetes, Russulales, Bondarzewiaceae. The record is from RefSeq and is a predicted model, not a curated record. The coding region runs from base 1 to 1743 and encodes 580 amino acids. The transcript is spliced from 5 exons.